Fragaria vesca subsp. vesca is the source of this 2133-nucleotide messenger RNA. RefSeq lists its product as uncharacterized. Lineage: Eukaryota; Viridiplantae; Streptophyta; Magnoliopsida; Rosales; Rosaceae. The transcript has 2 exons. The coding region runs from base 398 to 1816 and encodes 472 amino acids. The record is from RefSeq and is a predicted model, not a curated record. Gene Ontology annotation, molecular function: S-adenosylmethionine-dependent methyltransferase activity.
ACCCUGGAAAAAAUUCCCUAAAUUGAUAGCUAAAUUCCCAUACCCAUCUUGAUGUAGGUUUCAAUUUCACAGAGAAUGUAGAUUGAAGCUUCAACAAAGAGAUGGAUCCGGGGGUGUGGUACGAUACGAAGCCUGCAAAGGUCUCAAAAAGGGUUUGGUUAGUAAUUAACAAAUCAAUGGGACUCCUCGUGGGUGGGAAUCACACCUCCUCCAGGUUUUGCACUCGCUAAUCUUUUCGCUUAUUCUCAGCUUGGCUUUUUUACACUCCCUGUUUUGAAAAUUAUUUUCCAGAAACAAUAUUCUCAGUUUCAAUCUCUGCGAAGAGAUUAUUCGAUACCGAAUCGAUCGGUUUUGCUUGGUUUGUUCUUUCCGAAUUGUGUGAAAGAAAAGAGCUCAAAUGAAGCUCGUGAAACUCCAGAUCCUUCAUGGAUCUCUAGCCCGGCGCGUGUUUUUCCGCGCUUUCUUUAUCGCCGCGGCUAUGUCUAUUAUUCCGUUGGUUCACAUUUUAUCCGGGUCUUACCUGAAAAUGUUUAACUAUGUGAGCACUAUUGACUGUGCAUCCGAAUAUGGCGGGGACAAUGUCAACUUGGACCCGGGCAAGUUCAUGUUUCAGACCCGGUUUCUGAAUCCCAUUUGGGGCGCUUUCGAUGCCGAGAAGUGCAAGCAAGAUGUGAACUUGACUGUAACGGUGGUCAGAGAGCUAAUGGGCAAGCAGCUUUUGAAUGGCGAUAAGGCUCUCUGUGUUGGUGAAGGAUCAGCCUCGGCCGUGAUGGCUUUGCAAGAUUUGGGGUUUCCUAAUGCCCGUGGUGUUUAUGAGCACAGAUUCUUCUCCCUCAAGCACAAACAGUUUGUGUAUGAGAUUGACUAUGAGGACAAGUCUUUUGACUUCGUGUUCUGUAGGGAUCUAGACAAGGUUUCUGUCCCUGCUCUGCUUGUGCUCGAGAUUGAGCGUGUUCUUAGCCCAGGUGGAAUUGGGGCUAUGCUUGUUGGUAGCAGUGGUUUGGCUCCGAAUAGCCUGAUACGGUCUGCUACCCCAAUUUCUUCAUUGUUGAAGAGUUCCAGUAUCGUGCACGUUAAUUAUAUCAGCAAUUUCACACUGGUUGUGUUCAGGAAGAGUUACGAAAAUGCUGGUCUAUUUGAGCAGUAUCGCCUUCCGGCGGACUGCCAAUCCCUCACGAACAAUAGACCUUUCAUUGAGAAAAUGGAGCCUCUUGUGAUGGAGAAGUCUUUGGAGGAUGGAGGAAUGGUUACUUAUCUGCCUAAUGUUAUUGAUGUUUCCUCAAAAAAGCGGUUGGUCUAUAUCGAUAUUGGGGCAGCAGAGCAUCUGAAAUCAAAUGUCACAAACUGGUUCCUGCCUUCUUAUCCGAUUACACACAAAGCUUUCCAUGUUUAUUUUGUUGACCACAACACUACUGUGCUAUUGUCCUAUGUCAAGAAGCCGGGAAUCACCUUUGUUUAUCAUCCAGGGCUGGCUGGAAUCAAGGACAAGAGCAGUGUUAACAUUGAAGGAGAAGCAGAUCCAUAUGUUGCAGAUGAAGGAUUUGAUUUUCUUGAUUGGUUCAAAGAAACAGUGCAGCAUGCCGAGUUUGUGGUGCUUAAGAUGAAUGCAGGCAAUGUUGAAUUGAAGUUCCUGAGGGAUCUAUUUGAGAGUGGAGCCAUAUGCUUUGUCGACGAGCUCUUUCUUCACUGCUCUGGCAACAUAGACGGGGAAGGUCCAAUGCCAAUAGAUUGUAUGGACAUCUUCAAGAGCCUCCGAAGCAGUGGUGUGUAUGUGCAUCAGUGGUGGGGGGAAGACAACCCCGUCGAAGUUCUGUGAUGGUGACGUGUUUGAUCGAUCAUCUCCAUGAUGUGAUGGUGUUGUUUAACUAGUAAGUUAUUAUUGCUUUUAUGGUUGGGGCAAUAAUUAUUAAGCUAAAUAAGCAACCACUGUUGUGUUUUGUGUAGUGUUUGGUGUUUAAGGAUGUCUUAUAGGAUGAAAAAAAAUCCGAGACUCCCACCAUUGUGUUGUUGUAGCUUUGUUGUGGUUGGUUGGUUGGCCUAUUUGAGCUUUCCAGCUUAACAAUAAGUUAUUAAUCGUUUGAUGUGUACUUGUUCUUUAUAUGGUUUUGCCUUCAAUUAUUGUUUGCUUCAUUU